AUGGCUGCAGCCACCAAGGCGAACUCAGGAACUUUCAAGCCAACGGGGCUGGGCAAAAUAAUGAGCAUGAGAAACAAUUUUGUCGAGCCGUUGCCUGAAACAAGCGUAGGAAAUAUUUACCAGAUUCUGGAAUUUCCGACAAGCGACGAAAGUGAAGUGACGCCAGAUGCGGUGAUUGGUGAACUCCGGAAAAGAAAGACGGAAGUCCGGCGUAUAACAAAUAUAGAAAGGAUGAUGGAAAUGAUUGCAGAGAUGUAUUCAGAAACUGGUAUGUUGGAAAGGUUAAAUAAACUUGAUGGGCAUUACUUAUAUUCUUUCUUGAAUAAGUUUCCUGCAUAUGGGAUUGAUUUCGGGUGGGGGACGUCCAUGAAAGUAACCAUUGCCGGAACUCAAAAGAAUUUGACGAUGUUUAUGGCAAGUCCCAAUGGGGAGGGCAUCGAAGCGCUUGUGUCUUUGGAAAGACGAGACAUGGACAUACUUCAAAAUGAUCCUCUCUUGUUGGCCUUUUGCUGUUACAAAAUAAUUUGA
Cynara cardunculus var. scolymus (artichoke) is the source of this 528-nucleotide messenger RNA. RefSeq names its product deacetylvindoline O-acetyltransferase-like. The transcript has a single exon. The record is from RefSeq and is a predicted model, not a curated record. Bases 1 to 528 code for a protein of 175 amino acids. NCBI's taxonomy places the organism in Eukaryota, Viridiplantae, Streptophyta, Magnoliopsida, Asterales, Asteraceae.